Molecule: messenger RNA, 591 nt
Organism: Paramecium sonneborni
Lineage: Eukaryota; Ciliophora; Oligohymenophorea; Peniculida; Parameciidae
Source: the annotation of a GenBank genome assembly
AUAUAUUCUUAAAAUACAUGUUAUAGAAUCUUGUAAAUUGGUUUAGAGAGUUAUUUUUCGGAAAGGAGUUAGAAAUAGCUUUGGUUGGGUUAUAAAAUGCAGGUAAAACCACAUUGGUUAAUACAAUGGCUACCGGAAAGUUUGAAGAAGACACAAUUCCAACAAUAGGAUUUAAUUUUAGAUCUGUUAAGAAAGGGAAAGUAAAAAUGAAAAUGUGGGAUGUUGGAGGAUAAGCAAGAUUCAGAGAAUAAUGGGAAAAGUAUUGCAGAUCAGCAGAUGUAAUAAUUUUUGUUGUGGAUGCGCAAGAUUAAGGAAAUUUAGAUAUUGCAAGGUAGUAACUUAAUUAAUUAAUAUCUUGGCCAAGUCUUGAGGGUAUACCUCUAUUAAUAUUAGGAAAUAAAUAUGAUCUAUAAGGAUGGUAACAUCAAUCUCUAUAUUUAUAGUAUUACAGAAUAAGAACUUAUUACAUAAAUGAACUUAAAUUCAAUUAAAGAUAGAUUAGUUGCAUGCUUUAGUAUUUCUGCCAAAAAAAAUUCAAACAUUGAUGAAAUGUUAAAAUGGCUUUCCAAAAUCUAAAGAAAAAAUAAAUGA